Molecule: messenger RNA, 1470 nt
Organism: Lipotes vexillifer (Yangtze River dolphin)
Lineage: Eukaryota; Metazoa; Chordata; Mammalia; Artiodactyla; Lipotidae
Gene: GYG2
Product: glycogenin 2
Exons: 10
Coding region: 1-1470 (489 amino acids)
Molecular function (GO): glycosyltransferase activity
Source: RefSeq, a predicted model, not a curated record
AUGCAGGAGGCUUGGAUAAUUGCCGCGUGUUUUUUUGAUGCCACGCCCAAACCUGACAGAUGGGAGUUUCUUAAAGUGUCUGACCAAGCGUUUGUCACGCUGGCUACCAAUGACGUCUACUGCCAGGGGGCCCUGGUGCUGGGGCAAUCAUUGCGGGACCACAGGGCCACCAGGAGGCUGGUGGUGCUGGUCACCCCUCAGGUGUCCAACCUGCUCAGGGUGAUCCUCUCGAGGGUGUUUGAUGAGGUCAUCGAGGUGAACCUGAUAGACAGUGUAGACUACAUCCACCUGGCCUUUCUGAAGAGACCUGAGCUCGGAGUCACCCUCACCAAACUUCACUGUUGGACGCUCACCCAUUAUAGCAAGUGCGUCUUCCUGGAUGCAGAUACCCUGGUGCUGUCCAAUAUCGAUGAGCUGUUCAGUAGGAGAGAGCUUUCUGCGGCCCCGGAUCCCGGGUGGCCGGAUUGCUUCAAUAGCGGGGUAUUCGUCUUCCAACCUUCCCUGGAGACGCAUGGCCUCUUGCUGCAGCAUGCCACCGACCACGGCAGCUUUGACGGGGCAGACCAAGGCUUGUUGAACAGUUUCUUCAGUAGCUGGUCCACAGCAGACAUCCAGAAACACUUGCCAUUCAUUUAUAACUUGAGUAGCAACACGGCCUACACCUACAGCCCUGCUUUCAAACAAUUCGGCUCGAGUGCGAAGGUGGUCCACUUUUUGGGGUCCACGAAGCCUUGGAACUACAAGUACAGUCCCCAGACGGGCUCCGUUUUGGAGGAGGGCUCUGGGUCUGUCAACCAGCAUCAGACGUCCUUCCUUAACGUCUGGUGGGGGAUUUACCACCGCAGCAUUCUGCCUCUUUAUGAAAAUAUCCAGCACGAGGACGAACAGACAUCUCUGGGACACACAGCUCACCUCGGGGGCGCUGGGGUGCCUUGUUCAAGUUCAGCGCCCACUGCUGAGGGGUCGUGUGCAAAUGCUGUGCCCCGCUCCGGGGAGCCCUGUACCAAUUGGGCGGAGGGGCCCCACCAGCCUUGGCCUGAGAGCACCAUGGUGGUGGUGGCUGAGGCCCCCGCGUCGCCUGACGCGUGCCCUGCGGAAGAUAUGAUAGGUUGGCCGGAAAUGGAGACUUCCGCUGGAGUGAUGCGUGACCCGUUGUCACCACCCUCCGCCCAAUUCGCAGAAUUCACAGGGACCCAAACCAGCUCGCAGCCCGUGGAGAGCGCGGAAGGUGGCCCACCUGAGGAAGCCUUGGAGCCACGCCGGGAGCCCCCUGUGGAUGUCACCAGGGACCCCAGUCUCCAGGAUGCUUUGGAGGUGGACCUGGCCAUCUCCGUCUCCGAGAUUUCCAUCGAAGAAAAGGCACUGAGUCCUGAUGAGGAACGGAGGAAGUGGGAGGAGGGAUGCAUCGAUUACCUGGGGAAGGAUGCAUUUGUCCGGAUUCAGGAGAAGCUGGACCGCUUCCUGCAAUGA